AUGGAGCAGUCGCGGUGCGGUGGCAGAGACCGCGGCGGCAGCGCCCGACCCCGCUUGGCCCUGGGACUGGUGGCCCCGGCCCCUCCACCCUCCUCACCGGCGUUACCAGUACCCCCGGGGAUACCGGUUCCUCCAACUUUCCUGCGGCCUCCCAACCUCUUUCUACGGGUAGCCGCGGCUGCCACCACCCCCACCGCGGGAAGCGGAGGCUGCCCGCCGUCUCCCGCGCUGGAGAGAGGGGUGGGCACGGUAGGCUGCGCUUACCCGCGCACUCCCAAGUGCGCCCGUUGCCGCAACCACGGCGUGGUGUCGGCGCUCAAGGGCCACAAGCGCUUCUGCCACUGGCGCGACUGUGCUUGUGCCAAGUGCACUCUGAUCGCGGAGCGCCAGCGCGUCAUGGCCGCCCAGGUGGCGCUGCGCAGGCAGCAGGCCCAGGAGGAGAACGAGGCCCGGGGGCUGCAAAGGUUCUUGUAUCCCGGACCCUCGGGGCCCGGGGUUCGGACCUCUGGAGGCAGCAGCAGAACCGAGAAUUCCCAGGCGGCCAGCGACCCUGCGGGGGUGACUGCGCUGGGACCUGAUGCCCGGAGACACGCUAGUAGUCUGGCGACCCCUGCUUUCGAGGUUUUCCAGCUAGAUAAUACGGAGGAAAAGCAAGAACAAAAAGAAAGUAGAUGUGACUCGUGCCAGAGUGGACAAAAUGAACCAGUCUUCAAAUCUCAUCAGCUAACCCUGGAGUCACCUCCAGAGUCUAUUGGUGUAGUUGGAAAACAAAAUGUUAUGUCAUCUGUUUCAGAAAACUUAGACAAGGAUAAUAGCAUUCUGUAUCCUCACCGUGGGGAGCAAUCAGGAGGUGAAGAGAGUCCCAGGUCUCUGUCAUCCUCUGACCUGGAAUCAGGAAAUGAAAGUGAGUGGGCCAAAAACCUCACUGCUGCCAGAUCCAGACUUCCCACAGUGUCCACAAGACCAAGAGAUCCUCUUGAUAUCCUUACCAAGAUUUUCCCAAGUUACAGGCCCAGCCGGCUAGAAGGCAUUCUACAGUUCUGCAAAGGGGAUGUGGUUCAAGCUAUUGAACAGGUCCUAAAUGGGAAGGAACACCAACCAGACACCAGGAACCUAGCAAGCUCAGCAGAAUUGGGAAAUACAGCUUUCCAGAGGGCUUCAAAUUUUAGUUUAGCUGGAAUAGGUUUUGGAACUCUAGGAAAUAAAUCAGCUUUUGCUCCUCUUCAAACCACUUCUGCCUCUUAUGGAGGCGAUUCAAGCCUCUACAGCUUAAGUCCUAGACUAGGUAUCAGUCCAUUGCGGCUGGCAUAUUCCUCUCCAGGAAGAGGGCUAUCUGGUUUCAUGUCUCCCUACCUAACUCCUGGGUUGGUACCAGCAUUGCCUUUUCACACAACUUUGGAUUAUGCCUUUUCGGGGAUGAUUAGGGAUUCUUCCUACCUUCCUAGUAAAGACCCUGUAACUGGUAGCAGACUGUAUUCCAGGCUGAAUCAAGACAAUCUGUAGUGCAUUUGCCUAUUCUCCCUUUCCGGAGUCAAUCUAGAAGGAGGCAUGCAACACAAACCCCACACCCACGCCUCCAUCUAUUACCAGGCUCACUAUGUGUGUGAGCGGAUUGCCCAGCCUUAAGGAUGCUGUUUUUUUUUGAACAAGCAAUCUAAUAAACUUGAGAUCUAAAGAUUUCUUUAGCAUUUAUUAAGUGAAA
Messenger RNA from Phyllostomus hastatus (greater spear-nosed bat), 1702 nucleotides. RefSeq names its product DMRT like family A1 (gene DMRTA1). The coding region runs from base 1 to 1503 and encodes 500 amino acids. The record is from RefSeq and is a predicted model, not a curated record. Gene Ontology annotation, biological process: sex differentiation; regulation of transcription by RNA polymerase II. Gene Ontology annotation, cellular component: nucleus. NCBI's taxonomy places the organism in Eukaryota, Metazoa, Chordata, Mammalia, Chiroptera, Phyllostomidae. Gene Ontology annotation, molecular function: protein binding; DNA-binding transcription factor activity, RNA polymerase II-specific; RNA polymerase II cis-regulatory region sequence-specific DNA binding. The transcript has 2 exons.